Talaromyces atroroseus is the source of this 813-nucleotide messenger RNA. RefSeq lists its product as hypothetical. Lineage: Eukaryota; Fungi; Ascomycota; Eurotiomycetes; Eurotiales; Trichocomaceae. The transcript has a single exon. The record is from RefSeq and is a predicted model, not a curated record. The coding region runs from base 1 to 813 and encodes 270 amino acids.
AUGAAACAGUCUCGCCAUCUGCUAUGUCUAGCCACAUUGCUUAUAUCCCCCUCGUGGAGUAUAGAAUCAGCACCAUUCACUCACGCAGCGACCGCCACGACCGCCGCGGCGGCUACAGCAUCCAUUCUCAACGCUGUACCUGCCGCAUACGAUUUGCAAAUCCUCAAACGCGACGGUAACUGUCCCGCAAACUACAAUUCAUGCUCCAACGAAGGCGAGUCCGGCAUCUGCUGCGAAUCAGGGACAACGUGCACUGUCGAUGCCGCGAAUCACAUUGCUUGCUGUCCGACAGGAGCGAAGUGUACGGGAACGCUUGGUGCGACAUCGACGACAUCCGGCUUUGUUUUCCCAGAAGGGACUACUACUACCAGCAGCAGCAGCAGCACAUCAUCUACGAGCUCGGCAGCGAGCAUUACGGGAUCUACCAUACCUGACGCGGCGUAUCCGUUUGUGUAUAUCCCGACAACCUUCGAAAACGCCGCGACGUGUAGCUCGUACUAUUCCCUGUGCCGGAGUGAGUAUACUAGCUGCGUGGUCUCGCUCGGGGGACAGUAUGGGGUGACUAUCGGCGGCAGUGGUGGGGGAGUGACGGUGGAAGGAAACUCAGGCGUCACAUCCGCUUCGGCGGCGGUUUCGACGUGCUCGAGUCUGAGCAGAGAAGCUUGCUAUGGGCUGCAAGAAUCAUACUGCACAGCAUACGGCACAUCGACCGGCAGCUCGUUUGUGACGGGGAGUAAUGCGUCGGCUCGGAAAUCGAGCUUGCAUGAGAUUCUGCUUGCGGUGGCAUCGGGCAUUUUGGGAAUGUUGAUAUGA